This is a messenger RNA of Leptosomus discolor (cuckoo roller), 4290 nucleotides long. The record is from RefSeq and is a predicted model, not a curated record. Lineage: Eukaryota; Metazoa; Chordata; Aves; Leptosomiformes; Leptosomidae.
CUGCAGCCGGAGCAGCUGGACUGUGGAGCGGCACACCUCCAGCACCCGCUGGCCAUCGUGAACCCCAUCACAGCCACCCCCGUGUUCACCUACAGUGGCCUGACCGCGGUGGCGGUGGCCAGUGUCAACAACUACACCGUGGUGUUCCUGGGCACUGCCAGCGGAGGACUCCUGAAGAUUAAUCUGGACAGUACCAUGAAGGUCAUAAGCAGGAGAUCCAUUUCGGUGGCUUACGGAGAGCCUGUCCACCCCAUCAUGCAGUUCGACCCUUCUGAUUCCACCUACCUCUAUCUGAUGACCUCCUAUCAGAUGACACGGGUGAAGGUGGCUGCCUGCGACCAGUAUUCAACGUGCACGGAGUGCCUGGCCGCCGCUGACGCUUACUGCGGGUGGUGCACGAUGGAGACCAGGUGUUCUCUGCAGCACGAGUGCACCAACUUCACAGGGGCCAACUUCUGGGCAAGUGCAAGUGAAGGAGUGCAGCAGUGCCCUUCCAUGACCAUCUUGGAGCCUGAGAUUAAUAUCGACAAAGAGAACCCGGCCCUGAUAAUACAGAUAAAUGGGACUAUUCCGAACCUGAACGGAACAAAUAUUUCAUGUGACUAUGGAAAUAAUAUCCACAUGGUAGCCAGAAUUGCUGGAGAUUACGUAAACCAAUUUAUUUACUGCAGUUUACUUCCACGCGAGAAAUAUCCAGCAUUUCCAGAUGACCAAGACCACGUCGUCGUCGAAACUGCUCUCCAGGUCAACAGCAAAAACAUUAUCCGGGCCAGUUUCACCAUCUAUGAUUGCAAAAGGACUGGAAACAUUUACCCGAAGAGAGCAUGCACGAGCUGCCUCUCGGCCAGGUGGAAGUGUCACUGGUGCCCCUCCACCUACACCUGUGUCUCCAACCACUCGCAGUGUGACGACGCGCUGCAGAUGAAGAAGAAAAUUGACUGCCCACGAAUUGUACCUGCCUCUUUGGACCCAAUGCCCACAGGAGUAUCUCGGGACAUUAUGAUCUCACUGGCUAACGCGACUUUCUCUAAGGAGACGGCUCUGGAGUGCCAUUUUGGGACAGACAGGACGUUUGAAGCCCGGUGGGUGAACUCCUCUGCCGUGGAGUGCGUACACGUGCUGCUCCACACAUCAGAAAAAAGCCAUCUCUUCCCAGUGAACCUUCAGCUGAAGGACAGACCAGACAGAUUUAUUGACAGUCCAGAGAUGAUGACAGUGGAGGUGUACAACUGCGCAACCGGGAGUGCCGACUGUUCUCAGUGCCUGGGGAGGGAGGACCUGGGGCACCGCUGCGUCUGGAGCGAGAGCAGCUCCAGCUGCAGGCUGCACGGCGAGCCCCACCAGGUCUCGGAUGCCUGCCCAGCUCCUGAGAUUAAGAAGAUCGAGCCGCUGCGCGGGCCGCUGGAGGGGGGCACCCUGCUGACCAUCCGCGGGAGGAACCUGGGCCGACGCUUCAGCGACGUCCUGGGUGCCGUCAGGAUCGGCAGCGUGCAGUGCGUGCCGCUGCCCGGCAGAUACCUCGUCUCCGAGGCGAUCGUGUGCCAGACCGGAGAGGCUCAGGAGGCCUUUUCUGAUAUGGUGACGGUAAACGUGAGCCGGGAAGGGAAGUCCAGGGAGCGAUACUCCUACGUGCUUCCCGUGGUGCAGUCCAUAGCUCCCCUGAACGGCCCGAAGGCUGGAGGAACCAGAGUGACCAUCAGAGGCAGCAGGCUGGACGUCGGCUCUGAGCUCCGCGUCCUUGUCAAUGCUUCCAAGCAGUGCACGGACCUCAGCCGCAACGACAGCACCAUCACCUGCACCAUGCCGUCGGCAGAGCUCACCACGGCCGUGCGAGUCUGCGUUCAGUUCGAGAACAAGUCUUGUGCCAGCUACAACAUCACGUUCAAGUACGAGAAGAACCCGGUUGUAUCAGACAUCAACCCCAAAAAGAGCCAGAUCAGUGGGGGCAGAAUCAUCACCUUGGAAGGAAGAGGCUUUGAACUGGUCCAGAACGUGUCCAUGGUUGUCCGUGGCAUCGGCAGAGAGCAAACGAGCUGUAAGGUUCACACCGACACCGUGAUCACCUGCCCCUCUCCAGCUGCCUCCAACAUCACCGCAGGGAGCAAGCCCGCACCCGUCGAUUUCUAUCUCAACGGUCGCCUCUAUGCAGACGACCGUCUGGCUCUGGAUGAGGAGAUGUACCCCGAGGAGGCCUUGCACAUCAGCAAGUUCAGCCUGGAGUACUAUGCUGACCCCCAGUUCUUCACAGCCAAGAAGGAGAAGUGGAUCAAGCACCAUCCUGGCGAGCCCUUAACUCUGGUUAUACACAAAGAGCCUGACAGCCUGGGCCUGGAAAGCAACGAGUACCAAGUGAAAAUUGGCCUUAUCUCGUGUGAGAUCCAGAUUGUUUCAGACAAAGUCAUCCACUGCUCUGUCAACGAGUCGCUGAGCAGCUCGGAAAGACAGUUACCUGUGACGAUCCAAGUUGGAAAGUUCAACUACACGAUUGCGACACUGCACCUUGGGGGAGGAGAGACCGCAAUCAUCGUCUCCAUUGUCAUCUGCAGCAUCUUGCUGGUCCUCUCUGUCGUAGCUCUCUUUGUGUUUUGCACAAAGAGCCGCAGAGCAGAGCGCUACUGGCAGAAAACCCUGCUCCAGAUGGAGGAGAUGGAGUCGCAGAUCCGGGAGGAAAUCCGCAAAGGUUUUGCAGAACUGCAGUCAGACAUGACAGACCUGAAUCUGAACCGCAGCCAGGGGAUCCCGUUCCUGGAGUACAAGCACUUUGUCACCCGGACGUUCUUCCCCAAAUGUUCCUCGCUCUAUGAGGAGUGCUACAUCCUGCCGUCCCAGCAGCUCAGCUCCCAGGUGGGCUCCCAGGUCCAGGAAACUCAUCCGCUCCUGGUGGGGGAAUGGAAAAUCCCUGAAAACUGCAGACCCAAUAUGGAAGAAGGAAUCUCACUGUUCUCCACCUUACUCAACAACAAGCACUUUCUCAUUGUGUUUGUCCAUGCUCUUGAGCAACAGAAGGACUUUGCUGUUAGAGACAGAUGUAACUUGGCCUCCCUGCUGACUAUUGCGUUGCAUGGGAAGCUGGAGUAUUACACCAGCAUCAUGAAGGACCUCUUGGUGGAUCUGAUAGAUGCUUCAGCUUCCAAAAACCCCAAGCUUAUGCUGAGGAGAACGGAAUCCGUGGUGGAGAAGAUGCUCACCAACUGGAUGUCCAUCUGCAUGUACAGCUACCUCAGAGAGACCGUGGGAGAGCCCUUCUUCCUCUUGAUCUGUGCCAUCAAACAGCAGAUUAACAAAGGGUCCAUCGACGCCAUUACAGGGAAAGCCAGGUACACCCUCAACGAGGAGUGGCUCCUGAGGGAGAACAUCGAGGCAAAGCCGAGGAACCUGAACGUCUCCUUCCAAGGCUGCGGGAUGGACUCCCUGAGCGUCAGGGCCAUGGACACGGACACACUCAGCCAAGUGAAGGAGAAGAUUCUGGAGGCCUUCUGCAAGAACGUCCCCUACUCCCAGUGGCCAAGGGUGGAAGACGUCGACCUCGAGUGGUUUGCCACAAGCACCGACAGCUACAUCCUCCGGGACCUUGAUGACACCUCGGUGGUGGAGGAUGGCAGGAAGAAACUCAACACAUUAGCGCAUUACAAGAUCCCCGAAGGGGCGUCACUGGCCAUGAGCUUGUCGGACAAGAAGGACACCACGCUGAGCAGAGUCAAGGAUUUGGACACCGAGAAGUACUUCCACUUGGUUCUCCCAACCGAUGAAUCAGUUGAACAUAAGAAGUCCCACAGACAGAGCCAUAGGAAGAAAGUCCUGCCAGAGAUCUACCUGACCAGGCUGCUCUCCACGAAGGGCACGCUGCAGAAGUUCCUGGACGACUUGUUCAAAGCCAUUCUCAGUAUCCGAGACGACAAACCACCUGUGGCCGUGAAGUAUUUCUUUGACUUCCUGGAGGAGCAAGCAGAGAAGAGAGGGAUCACAGACCCUGACACUAUGCACAUCUGGAAGACCAACAGCCUACCUCUGAGGUUUUGGGUCAACAUCCUGAAGAACCCCCAGUUCGUCUUCGACAUUGACAAGACAGACCACAUCGAUGCCUGUCUCUCUGUGAUAGCCCAGGCCUUCAUUGACGCCUGCUCCCUGUCUGACCUGCAGCUGGGCAAGGACUCCCCAACCAAUAAACUACUGUACGCUAAGGAGAUCCCCGAGUACAGGAAGAUCGUGCAGCGAUACUACAAGCAAAUCCACGACAUGCCCCCGCUCAGCGAGCAGGAGAUGAACGCCCACCUCGCGGAGGAGUCGCGG